GCUUGCAGUUGUCAGAACGGUGGAACUCAGGGAGCGUGCAUUGGAAUUGUCAGAAAUACAUACAAAAGGAGCGUGCACUUUUUUGUUUUUGCCAUGGCUGAUCUUUUGCAUUACAACGAUUCUGCUGCAGUUGGAAACCGUUUCGCCCGCAAAGGUGCUCUGCGGCAGAAAAACGUUCAUGAAGUGAAGAACCACAAAUUUACUGCCCGUUUUUUUAAGCAACCGACAUUCUGCAGUCAUUGCACAGACUUUAUAUGGGGUUUUGGUAAACAAGGAUUUCAGUGCCAAGUGUGCUGUUUUGUGGUCCACAAACGCUGCCAUGAGUUUGUUACCUUCUCCUGCCCCGGGGCCGACAAGGGUCCGGACACAGACGACCCUAGAAGCAAGCACAAGUUUAAGAUUCACUCCUAUGGCAGUCCUACCUUCUGUGACCAUUGUGGCUCUCUGCUUUAUGGUCUCAUCCACCAAGGGAUGAAAUGUGACACCUGUGACAUGAACGUGCAUAACCAGUGUGUGAUGAACGUCCCCAGCCUGUGUGGAACGGACCACACAGAGCGUCGCGGCCGCCUCUUUCUCAAGAUCGAGGUCAGCGGAGACAGGCUACAUGUCACAGUGGGUGAGGCCAGGAACCUAAUCCCCAUGGAUCCUAACGGUCUGUCGGACCCCUACGUGAAGCUCAAACUGAUCCCUGACCCGAAGAACGAGACCAAGCAGAAGACCAGGACAAUUCGCUCCUCACUAAACCCCACCUGGAACGAGUCCUUCACUUUUAAGCUGAAGGUGAUGGAUAAGGACCGCAGAUUGUCUGUGGAGGUGUGGGACUGGGACCGCACCACUAGGAACGACUUCAUGGGUUCCAUGUCCUUUGGCGUAUCCGAGCUCAUCAAGUCACCUGCCUGUGGAUGGUAUAAGAUGCUUAACCAGGAAGAGGGAGAGUACUACAACGUCCCCAUCCCUGAAAAGGAUGAUGUUAACCUGGAACUCAGGCAAAAAUUUGAGGCCUGCCAGUUAAAUAUCCACUAUCUCAAGAAAGCCAAGCUGGGUCACGGGAAGAUGGUGAUCGCACAGUCAGACCAUCGAAGGUUCAGUCUACCCUCGGGGAACAUGGACCGGGUCCGCCUCAAUGACUUCCACUUCCUGGCCCUGCUGGGGAAGGGCAGCUUUGGCAAGGUGAUGCUGGCAGAGAUGAAGUCGACAGAGGAGCUGUAUGCUAUCAAGAUCCUGAAGAAGGAUGUGGUGAUCCAGGAUGACGACGUAGAGUGCACCAUGGUGGAGAAAAGGGUCCUGGCCCAGAGAGACAAGCCCCCCUUCCUCACACAGCUACACUCCUGCUUCCAGACUGUGGACCGGUUGUACUUUGUGAUGGAGUACAUAAAUGGAGGAGACCUCAUGUAUCAUAUCCAGCGUGUGGGCAAGUUCAAGGAACCCCAAGCAGUGUUCUACGCUGCAGAGAUUGCAGUGGGUCUGUUCUUUCUGCACAGGAAAGGAGUCAUCUACAGGGAUCUGAAGCUGGACAACGUGAUGCUGGACUCCGAAGGCCACAUCAAGAUAGCAGACUUUGGCAUGUGUAAGGAGAACAUGUAUGAAGGCUUGACCACGCGCACCUUCUGUGGUACCCCUGACUACAUCGCCCCAGAGAUUAUAGCAUAUCAGCCCUAUGGAAAAUCUGUGGACUGGUGGGCAUAUGGAGUCCUCCUAUAUGAGAUGCUGGCUGGACAGCCCCCAUUUGAUGGAGAGGACGAGGAUGAGCUGUUCCAGUCCAUCAUGGAGCACAAUGUGUCCUACCCCAAGUCAAUGACCAAGGAGGCUGUCUCCAUCUGCAAGGGCUUGAUGACCAAGCAUCCAUCCAAGCGCCUGGGCUGUGGACCAGAGGGAGAGAGGGACAUCAGGGAGCAGGCUUUCUUCAGACGCAUUGACUGGGACCGCCUGGCCAACAGAGAGAUUCAGCCGCCGUUCAAGCCCAAAGUGUGUGGAAAAGGGGCGGAAAACUUUGACAAGUUCUUCACCCGUACCCAGCCCAUGCUCACCCCUCCAGACCAACUGGUCAUCGCCAAUAUUGACCAGAGCGAGUUUGCUGGCUUCUCCUACAUCAACCCCCAGUUCACCCAGCCGUCCUUGCACAGUGUGGUAUGA
Osmerus eperlanus (European smelt) is the source of this 2133-nucleotide messenger RNA. RefSeq names its product protein kinase C, alpha, b (gene prkcab). Gene Ontology annotation, cellular component: cytoplasm; nucleus. The transcript is spliced from 18 exons. NCBI's taxonomy places the organism in Eukaryota, Metazoa, Chordata, Actinopteri, Osmeriformes, Osmeridae. Gene Ontology annotation, molecular function: ATP binding; diacylglycerol-dependent serine/threonine kinase activity; zinc ion binding. Bases 94 to 2133 code for a protein of 679 amino acids. Gene Ontology annotation, biological process: protein phosphorylation. The record is from RefSeq and is a predicted model, not a curated record.